Messenger RNA from Oppia nitens, 798 nucleotides. RefSeq lists its product as uncharacterized. Lineage: Eukaryota; Metazoa; Arthropoda; Arachnida; Sarcoptiformes; Oppiidae. The coding region runs from base 160 to 753 and encodes 197 amino acids. The transcript is spliced from 3 exons. Gene Ontology annotation, biological process: removal of superoxide radicals. The record is from RefSeq and is a predicted model, not a curated record. Gene Ontology annotation, molecular function: superoxide dismutase activity; copper ion binding.
AACAUUUAGUGUGAAAACUUUGGUAAAUACCAUAUCAGGUAUUAAUUAAUAAUUAAUAAUUCAUAGGAAAAGUUUUUUUUUAUUUGGGAGGUGUGGCGAACAUUAGUUAUAACAUUAUUGUAUUUCAAUUUAUAUGAUUUUUCUUUCAUAACCAAAAAGAUGAGUUUUGCUACUAUUAUAACAUUUUUGUUACCAAUAAUAUCGGUGUCCUAUUGUCAGCGCUUUCUAUACGGUAGAGAAUCUCCUUAUAUUUCCGGACAGUUAUAUCGGACGCAAGCAUUUAAACCAUUAAAAGCAGUGUCAGUCCUGACUGGCAAAGAUGUAAACGGUGUCAUCAACUUUGAACAAGUGGGUUAUGAUAGGGUACGUGUGGUCGGCAAAAUUGAAGGCCUAUCUAAAGGCCCGCACGGCUUUCAUGUCCACCAAUUCGGUGAUGUGACCAAAGGAUGCGGAAGUACUGGAGGACACUUUAAUCCACACAAUCGAGAACAUGGAUCUCCCGAUGACUUUAAUAGACAUGUCGGCGAUUUAGGCAAUAUUUUUGCCGACGAUAACGGUGUUGCAAACAUAGAUAUUCAAGACUAUUACCUUACACUUAAUAACGGACCUAAUUCUAUAGUGGGUCGGGCAGUUGUGGUUCACGAAAAUGUCGAUGAUUUAGGUCGCGGAGGACACGAACAAAGUAAAUCUACCGGKAAUGCUGGCGGACGGGUGGCCUGUGGUCUCAUUGGAUGGGCUAAUGAAAAGGCUUGAAUUAAGACACCUAUUSUAAUACACUGUUAAAUGACAUGUAUUUGA